Jatropha curcas is the source of this 2996-nucleotide messenger RNA. RefSeq names its product tonoplast monosaccharide transporter2 (gene TMT2). Gene Ontology annotation, biological process: transmembrane transport. Gene Ontology annotation, cellular component: membrane. The record is from RefSeq and is a predicted model, not a curated record. NCBI's taxonomy places the organism in Eukaryota, Viridiplantae, Streptophyta, Magnoliopsida, Malpighiales, Euphorbiaceae. Gene Ontology annotation, molecular function: transmembrane transporter activity.
GCAGGGUGGAGAGUGAGGCACAAGGGGCAGGUGUCUUAGUCGCAAGAGGCUCUGUUUCUUGUUUGGCCUCUUCCUCUUUACUUUACUUUCUUUCUGCUUAAGAAUUUGAACUUCAUUUUCUUGCUCAUUAUACCCCACAACCUUGCAAUUUACAUAGAAAAUAAUGGCCCUUUCUUCAUUUAUAUGAUAAUACCUGAAAGGACCCAUCAGACGGUUCUGGUUCUUUUGCUUUCUCACCUAGAUAAUUAAAUAACCAUUUCUUUUGUUUUCUUAUAAACUUUUGACAUCUGGUCUGCCUGUUUUUGUUUCCUUUUUUUCGAUAUUUGGCUUGUUUUAUUCGAUGUAUACAUGCUUUGUUUGGUUGAUGGUAUUGAUGUACUGAUCUGUUAUCUCUGCCCAAUAGUAGUAAGGGAUCAAACUACUAGAAUAUUUGAUUUAUUGAACUGGGUUAGUAACUAACGGUUUGAUUGAUCUUUGAUUUGUGCUCCUUCCUUCCUUUCUUUCUUUCAGGAUAUUUAGUCAGUUGUUAGUAGUCCUAGGUAGGUUGGAUUCUUAGUUUCUGGAAAAGAUGAGUGGAGCUGUGCUUGUAGCUGUUGUUGCUGCAGUUGGUAACUUACUGCAAGGAUGGGAUAAUGCAACCAUUGCAGGGGCUGUUUUGUACAUAAAAAGGGAAUUUCAGUUGGAAAGUGAACCAACUAUAGAAGGACUAAUUGUGGCAAUGUCACUUAUUGGAGCCACUUUGAUAACUACAUGUUCUGGAGCCAUAUCAGAUUGGCUAGGGCGGCGGCCUAUGCUGAUCAUCUCUUCUGUACUUUAUUGUGUUAGUGGUAUUGUGAUGUUUUGGUCUCCCAAUGUCUAUGUUCUACUUUUGGCAAGGCUGUUGGAUGGAUUUGGUAUCGGUCUGGCUGUUACUCUCGUUCCAGUCUACAUAUCUGAGACUGCACCGCCUGAAAUUAGGGGUUUAUUGAAUACUCUUCCUCAGUUCACUGGAUCUGGUGGCAUGUUCCUUUCAUAUUGUAUGGUGUUUGGGAUGUCCUUGACGAAAGCACCAAGUUGGAGAUUGAUGCUUGGAGUUCUUUCUAUUCCCUCUGUCGCUUAUUUGGCUUUGACUAUAUUUUACUUGCCUGAGUCUCCGAGGUGGCUUGUUAGUAAGGGACGGAUGCUUGAGGCCAAAAAGGUUUUGCAGAGGCUUCGUGGCAGGGAAGAUGUUUCUGGUGAGCUGGCUUUAUUGGUUGAAGGUCUUGGAGUUGGGGGUGAAACAUCAUUGGAGGAGUACAUAAUUGGCCCAGCUGAUGAUGUCAUUGAUGACCAAGAUAUAUCUAUGGAUAAAGACCACAUCAAGCUAUAUGGUCCUGAAGAAGGUCUUAGCUGGGUUGCCAAACCUGUCACUGGGCAGAGCACUAUCGGUCUUGUAUCUCGGCAUGGGAGCAUGGCAAACCAGACUGUGCCUCUCAUGGAUCCCGUUGUCACCCUUUUUGGUAGUGUACACGAAAAGUUCCCUGAGACAGGAAGCAUGAAAAGUAUGCUUUUUCCACACUUUGGCAGCAUGUUCAGUGUGGGAGGGAAUCAAACUAGAAAUGAAGAAUGGGAUGAGGAAAGCCAAAACAGAGAGGGUGAGGAUUAUCCAUCUGAUGCUGGCGGUGCUGAUUCUGAUGAUAAUUUACAAAGUCCAUUAAUCUCACGUCAGACAACAAGCAUGGACAAAGAAUUGGUCCCACCUGCCCACGGAAGCCUUUCAGGCAUGAGGCGUGGCAGUUUGCUGCAAGGAAAUGCUGGAGACUCAGUUGGUAGCGCUGGGAUUGGUGGUGGUUGGCAGUUAGCAUGGAAAUGGUCUGAGAGAGAAGGCCAAGAUGGGAAAAAGGAAGGAGGCUUUAAAAGAAUUUAUUUGCAUCAGGAGGGUGUCCCUGGUUCUCAACGUGGAUCUCUGGUUUCUUUGCAUGGUGGUGAUGCCCCUGCAGAGGGUGAAUUCAUCCAGGCUGCUGCUUUGGUUAGCCAACCAGCUCUUUAUUCCAAGGAGCUCGUGAAUCAGCAUCCCAUUGGACCAGCUAUGGUUCACCCAUCUGAAACAGUGGCUAAGGGGCCUAGUUGGAGUGAUCUAUUUGAACCAGGAGUCAAGCAUGCAUUGGCUGUUGGGAUUGGAAUUCAAAUACUUCAGCAGAAUCUUAUAUACAUGCAGUUCUCUGGCAUAAAUGGGGUUCUCUACUACACUCCUCAAAUUCUUGAGCAGGCAGGUGUUGGAGUUCUUCUUUCAAACAUGGGCAUCAGUGCAGCUUCUGUAUCUCUACUUAUUAGUGCCAUUACAACAUUAUUAAUGCUCCCUUGUAUAGCUGUUGCCAUGAGGCUCAUGGAUAUCUCUGGAAGAAGGAGUUUGUUACUAUGCACAAUUCCUAUCUUGAUAGUCUCUCUCCUCAUUCUAGUCCUUGGAAGUGCAGUGAAUCUAGGCAAUGUCGUGAAUGCAUCUAUCUCAACUGCUAGUGUUAUAAUCUACUUCUGUUGCUUUGUGAUGGGAUUUGGGCCAAUUCCUAACAUACUUUGUUCAGAGAUCUUUCCAACACGUGUUCGUGGCCUCUGCAUUGCCAUAUGUGCCCUGACAUUUUGGAUCGGUGAUAUCAUUGUUACCUAUACACUCCCAGUAAUGCUGAAAUCUAUGGGUCUUGCUGGUGUCUUUGGUUUGUAUGCAGUUGUGUGCAUCAUAUCGUUGGGGUUUGUCUACUUGAAAGUUCCAGAAACCAAGGGCAUGCCCCUUGAAGUAAUAACCGAGUUCUUCUCCCUUGGCGCAAAGCAGGCUGCAGCUGCCAAGAAUGAUUGACAUUUAGAGUACCUUGUGAUGAGAAGUUUUGACUUUUUCUAGUUGUUUUUUCAUAUGGAUUUUCUUUUGUGUGGGGAACAAGAAUUUAUAUUUUUUUAGAAAGAAUGUGUAUAUUUUGCCAUUGUUGGGUUUUGGUUUUCAAGACCUUCAAGUUUCAUUUUUAUUCAAAUUUGGAAGUUCUCAAUUA